ACGUCCCGGGAAGGGAGGAGGGCGAGGGCGGCCAUUUUGAGCCGGGCCUGGAACGGAGGCUCGAUGGCCGGGCGGUCGCGAUUCGGUGGCGACUGAGGCGGUCAUGGAUGUGCGGAGACUGCGCGUCAACGAACUGAAGGAGGAGCUGGCCCGGCGCGGCCUCGACACGCGGGGGCUAAAAGCCGAGCUGGCCGAGCGGCUGCAGGCGGCGCUAGAAGCCGAGGAGGCCAGCGACGAAGCGCCGGAUCCGCUGUCGGACGGACACUAUGACAUCCACGGCGGAAUGCAUCAGGACAACCUGCAAGGAUACCACCAAAGUUACGAGCAGUGCAACAUAAAACAGGAGAACGAAUGCGGAUAUGAGAGGAGGCCUCUAGAGCCCGAUCGUCCUGGUUUACGUCCAGACGUGAAGCUGGAAGUGAAGCCGGAGGAGCUGGCCCAGGGCUAUAACACAGCAGCCUCGAGUUAUAGCCCACCUGCCUCUAACUACAACACGUUUGGUUCUGGCUACGGUGCCUCUGCCAUGAGUUACAACGCGCCCCCCUCCGGCUUUGGCUCUUCAGACUCGUCUCAGUCCUGGCAGCAGCAACCACAGCAAGGCCGGAAGAGGCCCUUCGAAGAAUCAAGGGGCCGCGGUUACUACGAACACCGAGAUGAUAAAAGGGGCCGAUCUCCUCAGCCGCCUGCUGAGGACGAUGAGGAAGAUUUUGAUGACACGCUGGUGGCCAUCGACACCUAUAAUUGUGAUCUGCAUUUCAAAGUUGCCCGGGACCGAUACAGUGGCUACCCUCUGACUAUAGAGGGUUUUGCUUAUUUGUGGUCAGGUGCCCGAGCCACGUACGGGGCAUGGCGAGGGAGGGUCUGUUUCGAGAUGAAGAUAAAUGAGGAAAUCUCUGUUAAGCAUCUUCCUCCCACUGAACCUGAUCCUCACGUCGUGCGGAUUGGUUGGUCGCUGGAUUCCUGUAGCACCCAGCUAGGUGAGGAACUUUACUCUUACGGCUACGGAGGCACUGGGAAAAAAUCCACCAACUGCAAGUUUGAAAACUACGGCGAAACCUUCACUGAGAAUGACGUCAUCACUUGCCUCGUGGAUUUCGAGUGCGGUGAUGAUGUUGAAAUGUCCUUCAUGAAGAACGGAAGGUGGCUCGGCGUGGCCUACCGGCUGCGGAAAGAGACCUUGGGCGGCCGGGCUCUCUUCCCUCACGUCUUGGUGAAGAACUGUGCCAUUGAGUUCAACUUCGGCCAGAGGGAGGAUGCUUUCUUCCCCGUCCCGCCGGGCUUCACCUUCAUCCAACACCUUCCCCUGUCGGAGCGAGUCCGGGGUACUAUUGGACCAAAGAGCAAAACAGAAUGUGAAAUCCUGAUGAUGGUGGGGCUGCCUGCUGCCGGGAAGACCACGUGGGCCAGUAAGCACGCGGCAGCCAAUCCGGCCAAGAAAUACAACAUCCUGGGAACAAACGCCAUCAUGGACAAAAUGAGGGUAAUGGGACUUCGACGCCAGCGCAAUUAUGCCGGCCGCUGGGAUGUCCUUAUCCAGCAAGCCACUCAGUGCCUAAACCGCCUGAUCCAAAUUGCGGCCCGGAAGAAACGCAACUACAUCCUCGAUCAGACAAAUGUUUACGGAUCUGCCCAGAGACGAAAAAUGCGCCCCUUUGAAGGUUUCCAGCGCAAGGCUGUUGUAAUUUGUCCCACGGACGAGGAUUUAAAUGACCGAACAAUAAAGCGCACUGAUGAGGAAGGGAAGGAUGUGCCCGAUCACGCAGUGUUAGAAAUGAAAGCCAACUUCACACUGCCUGAAGGGGGCGACUUUCUGGACUCGGUGAUCUACAUUGAACUACAGCGGGACGAAGCGGAGAAGCUGGUGAGGCAGUACAACGAGGAAGGCAAGAAGGCCGGCCCGCCGCCUGAGAAGCGCUUUGACAACCGGGGCGGCGGAGGAGGAGGCGGCUUCCGGGGUCGGGGCGGUGGUGGCUUUCAGCGCUUUGACAACCGGGGCCCGGCAGGAGGAAACCGUGGUGGCGGAGGUGGAGGUUUCAGAGGAGGAAACAGUGGCGGCGGCGGCAACAGCGGUGGCGGCGGCAGCGGCGGCGGCUUUAACAGGGGCGGAGGCUACAACCAGAACCGCUGGGGAAGCGGGAACCGAGACAGCAACAACAAUAGCAGCAGCAGCAGCGUCAACAAUCGGGGAAACUACAGCCGCAACAACCAGCAGCCAAGCAGCUACAGCCCGGCUCGGAACCAGAACACCUACAAGAGCAACAGCAGCUCGCUCCCCCCUGCCCCGCCGGCACCUCCCCCAGCCACUAACGCCCCUCCCAGUUCUUACAACCCAGGGCCACAGCAAAGCUACACCCAGCCCUACAACCCGCCACAUGAAUUUAAGCAAACCUCAUGUGACAGUUAUGCUCCAAGUUACAACUACGGGAGUUACAGCGGUUACAGCCAAAGCUACACCCAGCCCCCACCUCCCCCUCCGGCCCAGCCGACCUACAAUCAGCCCAACUACAACCAACAGUACCAACAGUACGCCCAGCAAUGGAACCAGUACUAUCAAAACCAGAGCCAGUGGCCCCCGUACUACGGCAGCUACGACUACGGGAGCUACACGGGCACGCAGGGAGGCUCCAGCGCCCAGUGAUAGACACCUGAUCCUCGAAGAGAGCCGAUCGUUGUGGCGUGUGAGGCAUUUCAGACUGUCGGGACCCUGGAGGGAAGUUCUCUCUGCCCUUGUCUCCUCUCUGUAGUUCCUGAGGGUAGCUGUGUUUUGACCUGUACAGCUAAAGGCAUGCUUCCUUCCCUUCCUUCCACCCCUCAUGAGGAAGUUGCAUUUCUUUAUCCUUGAUGAAGACAAUUCUCUCCCCACCCCGCUACCUUUUACAAUUUCUCUCGAUUUCAGAGAAGCUAGAAUUCCAACCCUCGCAUUCUUAGUCCACGGUUUCUACAGUAGCUCGGCUGCCUCUCUGAAGGUUCGCCACUUCCUUCUCUUUCUGCCCCACCCCGCACAGCUCAGCUAGCAGUCAUAAAUUCUAGGCACUUUUGGAAGCUCCUCCUGCAGUUUUGUGACCACCCGUCUUUGAGGUGUUUCUAUCUGUCUUUUUUUCUGCAAAUAACAAACCAGAGAGGGCGAAGAGGUGGCUGUCUUAUGGUAAUUACGACUCCCUCUUCUUUUUUCUUUUUAGAUUUUUUCUGUAACUUUUUACUAUGUUAGCAGCUGUUAAUAGUUCCUUCGAAGUAACAGUUCCUUUUUUGCUCAGUUCAGGAGAAGAGAAAACAAACGGGGGGGGGGGGGGGAUCAUCUUAAAUGUGUAACUUUUUAUACAAUGUCUAAGUUCCUGUAACUUUGCACAUGCUUUGUGUUGAGUUGAAAUGUAAUGGCUUUUUGUAUUUGGAGAAAAAAAAGAGUGAAUAUUGAACUUUAA
Messenger RNA from Sphaerodactylus townsendi, 3419 nucleotides. RefSeq names its product heterogeneous nuclear ribonucleoprotein U like 1 (gene HNRNPUL1). Gene Ontology annotation, molecular function: protein binding. The record is from RefSeq and is a predicted model, not a curated record. NCBI's taxonomy places the organism in Eukaryota, Metazoa, Chordata, Lepidosauria, Squamata, Sphaerodactylidae.